AUGAGUAUUAGGAAGUUAAUGUUUCUUAGUGUGGCAUUUGGAGUAGGGAAAGGAGACGCUAAUCUUUCUGGAAUGAGUAUAUUGAAUACAGCAGUGCCGAAUACUGCACCGAUAAUGAAUCCCGUGAUUCCAAAAAAUGACCUUUCAACGUCGUUGUUAGCACAACAAGCCUCAGGCCAGGCAUGCUACAUGUAUCAAGCAAGUGUUUUGCCGCCUGAAUGUGCAGUAUACUUUCCGGAAGUCAAGCCCACGGUGUUUCCGCUGCCUAAGGACAACGUGAUGAUACCUAAAAUAUACACCAAGGAUCAAUUCAUACAGGCUUCGCCAUACGUAAACAAGACAAAUCUGAACUAUCCGUACUACUUUGCGAUGCCUAAUGCAAAGAUAGUGCCUUAUUUAGACUCGAAUGAUAGGGUGAAUAGCAAUGACAUCAUUCCUGCACUUCCUGCGCCGUAUCCAAUGCUGCAAGGUAUACAGAAACUGAUGAGUGAUAUUGAGGAAAGAAAGGAUGUACUGUCUGAAGAAUUGUUCAAUGUGGAGGCAAACAUACUUAGAGCAAAGGAGUACUUCAAGGACACCAUAUACAAGCUUAAAAGGCAAGAAGAAACUUUGAAGAAUCUUUUGUACAAGAUAGGCAUAACAAAGGCUAGAGAUAUAAUAUACAAUUACAUUAUUAAGUAUGUCAACACUAGCAAGCAGGCAUACGAAAACAUAAAGGUUUAUUGUAAGCUAAGGGAAUGGCUGGAGGAAGUGAAGCGAAACAUUCCUGUAAUUUCUGAUAAGCCUCAAAAAUAA
Messenger RNA from Ordospora pajunii, 795 nucleotides. RefSeq lists its product as uncharacterized. Lineage: Eukaryota; Fungi; Microsporidia; Ordosporidae. The transcript has a single exon. The coding region runs from base 1 to 795 and encodes 264 amino acids. The record is from RefSeq and is a predicted model, not a curated record.